AAAUAAAAGCUCUCAGCAAAGCCACCAACACCACCACUUCUAUCCUUGAGACCGCCACCUCCGCCAUCGAAGGCUUUGGUCCCAUCAACAAAAUCCACCAACAUCUCUGCGCGUAUUAACUAACCCACCGAUUAUUUAUUUAUUUCCCCAUUUUAUAAUUUAAUCUUUUUGCUGAUUAAAAGGAAUAUUCAUCUGGAAUUGCAUAUGUAUGUAGAUUCCAUUUCUACAGUAACGACAUGACCCGUCAAGUAGAGGCAGACCACUUCUGCGCCCAUCAGAACGAAGAGAUGCGGCAGUGCUUGAUCUACGACAGCCCCAAAAAGGACGCCCGUCUCAUAGGGGUGGAGUUCCUGAUCUCGGAGAACCUGUUCCUGACGUUGCCAGACGAGGAGAAGCCACUGUGGCACUCCCACGAGUACGAGGUUAAGAGCGGGGUGUUGUUCAUACCGGGAAUCCCAGGGCCCAUCAAGGGGCCAGACAUGGAGAGAGUGUUGGAACUUAAAUAUUUUAAUCAAAAAUAAAAUAAAAAAUUGAAUUUAUU
Messenger RNA from Rubroshorea leprosula, 541 nucleotides. NCBI's taxonomy places the organism in Eukaryota, Viridiplantae, Streptophyta, Magnoliopsida, Malvales, Dipterocarpaceae. The record is from the annotation of a GenBank genome assembly.